ACUGAAGACGCGUCUACGUGUGUUCCCGUGUGUCCGUCUGAGUCGUACGUGCCCGAGCUGAAAGGAAAUCAUGUCAGCGAUAUUCACCUGGGCCUGUUUGCUGCUCUGGAUCAGCUUCGCCACGCAGGACAAAACGCCAGAUGUGGCUGUGACGUGCUUCGUCUCCGAGGAGUGCGUUCUCCCCUGCAGCUUCAAGCCGGACAGCAAGGAGACCGUCGAGUGGUUCAGGCAGGAUGAGCUGGUGUACAAGUUCAAGCAGGACACUAAGGACAAACACGACGACAGGGACGACAGCGAUGAUGAUGAUGACGAUGAUGAUGAUGAUGAUGAUGAGGACAGCAGCGAAGAGCACUUUGAGCAUGAGAAGGUCGCUGGCCGCGCCUCCAUUUUCCCACACCUGAUAACACACGGCAACGCCACGCUGAUCCUCCGGAGUUGCGGGUUAAAGGACAGAGGGACGUAUCGGUGUCAUGUGAAAACCUCGACAGGUGAACACAACGCGAAGGUCAUCGUGAAGGUGGAAGCACCCAUCCGAGGCCUGUCUCUGGAGCUGUCCAGGCUGAGCGGCUACGAGGAGAUGAAGUGCACCGUCCGCAAUGUCUUCCCGGCUCCACGUGUAACCUGGGCGACCGAGCCGCCCACUUUAGAGGCCCUACGACCGGUCACGCGCAUCCUGCCCGACAAACAGGGGCUGUACACGGUCGACAGCCGCCUCAAGAGGCUGAGCGGACAACCUGACCUCAUCUACAUCUGCAAAGUCACGACUUCCUACGGUGGUCCGGCCUGGACUGCCUCGCUCAGGGAGAGAGAAAUAAAAGGAGCUCAAGGCAGAGAUCUGACCAUCCCCUGCUAUGCCCCUCCUUACAUGAACAACCCCUUCCUCCACUGGAGCUUCUCCAACGGCGAGGACCCCUCCCACAUCCUCACCUACGACAGCCAGUCGGGGAAAAGCGUCUCCUCGCCGCCGUGGGAAAGCCACGUGGAGCUGGACGGCUUCAGGGUCCCGUUUGGAGAUGGCUCUCUGCGACUGAUGGAUCCCAAACACCUGGAGCACACGGGCAGCUACACCUGUGUGUUCUCCAUGCCGUACAACACUCACACCGAGCGCACCGGUGUCACCAUCGACGGUCCUGACGUUCAGCCAAGAACUUCAGAGGCGCCGUCUUAUUGGUGGAUCGUCGGCCUGGUGAUCGCGGUGCUGGUUCUGGCUCUGGCGGGAAUGCUGGCCUACCUGAAGGUGAAAGGAGGCGCCUCAAAGCCCAGAAACGACCCUGAAGAGGUGACAGAGCUGCAUUCAGUCAAAGACUCGACAGCCGACAGUAACCUGAAUGAGAGCAGACCUCUGACGGUGGGCAGCACCAACGGCCAGUCGGGCCUCCAGACUGGAGCCCAGCUGACCUGAGAACAAACUGAAUCCACAACCUGGAAAACACAUGAAACUAACUAGAUACUAACAAAUCAAACACGCACACGGCUGCACACUGACACGGAUCAAACUGCUUUUCUCCAGAGCUUUUUAAACAUGUAAUUAUUUUUUUCCGGGCACAUUGGAUGUUUUUCUAACAGGGAACUGACACCAUGAUAAACUGAUUUCACUCUUCGUGCUCGAGUGUAGAAGGCGAACAACAAACUGCUUCCAGCGUCCUCGUGACGGUGCAGCUGUAAAUCUGCCGUUCAGGAACUAGUUUUUUCUCGUGACGAUCCCUGAAGACGGAUCGCGCUGAUUCUAAAAACAAACAAACUGGAUUUUCCAUCACAGGAACUUUUCUUCUGAACUCUGAACUUGGACAGUGAAGCCUGAUGUUUCGGGACUAUUGGGGAAAAGUCUGCAGACGAUUUAGCAGUUUGAAAGCUUUUGUCUGCAUUAAUGCCUCGUCACAGCAAAAUGAAUCUGUACUUUGGUUGUCGCUCUGUGAAACAGUGACAGGCGGCUCCUACAAAGUGCCUCGAUGUCUUUCUGCUGCCUCUAACGGCCUGUUAGCCACCUUGUUACCUCGUUAGCUGAGUCAGUAGCCUAAUGAGACAUUAUCGAUGUGAGUCUUCCUCUGUGAUCACGUUUGAAUAUCAUUCCUUGUUAUUUUAUUACUUCAAUUAUAUUUGAAUGUUUGAUCCUCAAAUUUAAGUUUUUAUAAAUAUUUGUAAUACCACCAUCACCGUCAAACAACAUGAAUUCACAUUAUUUUAUGCAGAUUUUCCUCAAAAUUCAGUCAUAAUUUGCAAAACGUUUGGAUGGAAACCAGCCGUAAGACGUAACUACAUGAUCAACUCUUGAAUGUGUCAUUUUACCGUGUAGAUGUUGGUGUGACGAGGUGAUUAUUUAGACGAGGAGAGAAAUUUGUUUGUGAUGUUUGUUGAAGUUUUCUGUGGCCUCGUCUGUUUCACUUUGAUGAAACAUGAAACGGGAAAUUAAUUCUAGUUUCUGAUUUAGUUCCCGAGGUUCAGAUUUUUUUUUUUGAACUAUUCAGCAUGUAAAAAAAAAAAAGAAGUAAUUGAACUUCAUGGAUCAUUUGAAAAGUUACAUGAGGCUGAGGAGCAAAAUGCUGCAUCACAAAUCUUGUGAACUUCAAUAUGCAAGAAAAGAGCCUCGGUUUGAAUUUUCCGAUGUUGGCGGUCGUCUCUUCUUCCGAGGUUUCAGCUCGAGGAGGGAAUCAGCACCUGCACAGGCUGGAUUUUUAAUUUCAAAGCUUGACUUGAUGUUCUGCCACCUACACCUGAAUCCUGCUGCAACCAAACCUUCCCUGAACUGAGAGGAAACUCCACGAUGUCAAGCUCCUUCUGGAAAUUGUUUCCUGUAUUAUAAAGAUGAAUGUGACAGUGAAUCACUGACGUGACUGAACGAUACGUACUUUCAUCCUGACGUGGAGAGAUUAAUGUUUGACUUUCUAUGAUAAAAACAUCAUCUGCAGCAGAAUCAAAGGGUUUCUGAUUCUCUCUGCACUGCCGACAUGCGUCACGUUUCCUGAAUUAUACUUGACCUCUUUCACUAAUGUGUCAUAAUUAAUGUAAUGUUAUUAAAAAAGACUAAUCACUGAA
Molecule: messenger RNA, 3033 nt
Organism: Acanthopagrus latus (yellowfin seabream)
Lineage: Eukaryota; Metazoa; Chordata; Actinopteri; Spariformes; Sparidae
Gene: hhla2b.1
Product: HERV-H LTR-associating 2b, tandem duplicate 1
Exons: 7
Coding region: 71-1402 (443 amino acids)
Biological process (GO): T cell costimulation; immune response; positive regulation of T cell proliferation
Cellular component (GO): external side of plasma membrane
Source: RefSeq, a predicted model, not a curated record